AUGAGCGACGAAAAGUCGCUGGAGAAGGAUGCGGCCGCGUUCAGGAGGCUGGCCUUCAUCGGUGUUAGUGUAUCCACCGUAUCAACACUCAUCUGCGUACUAGCAGUCCCGCUAUGUUAUAGCUACCUUCAGCAUUUACAGUCGAUGAUGCAGUCAGAAGUCGAUUUUUGCCGACAGCGCUCCUCGAAUAUUUGGCGGGAGGUGACGAAGACACAGGUCCUCGCUCAGGUAGCCGGUGGAAGAAUAAAGCGACAAUCCGGCUACGAGACUCAAUCACUCGGAGUUGAGGGCUCUUUUGGACCCGUUCAAGGAGCAUGCUGUGGCUGCGGAGUAUCGCCUAUGGGACCACCUGGACUCCCUGGCCCGGAUGGUCGUGAUGGAGAGGAUGGAGCGCCUGGGUUCCCUGGGAAAAAUGGACCUCCCGGACUUGAGGCUCCACCACCGCCAAGCUUGGACUGGUGCUUCGAAUGCCCCGAUGCCCCCGCUGGCCCUCAAGGCCGUCCCGGACCCAAGGGAUACCCAGGAGGACGAGGACCCGAUGGCGUCGCUGGGAAUGCUGGUGGAUGCUCACAUUGUCCACCACCGAGAACUGCGCCUGGAUAC
This is a messenger RNA of Mesorhabditis spiculigera, 603 nucleotides long. The record is from the annotation of a GenBank genome assembly. NCBI's taxonomy places the organism in Eukaryota, Metazoa, Nematoda, Chromadorea, Rhabditida, Rhabditidae.